GUUAGCCCCACCCUUUGUUCCCUUCUUCAUCAACACUGCCUUCAUGCUCUCCCCUUCGUUUACUGCGCACUACUCUCUUCUUCUUCAUCUUUGAUUCUCUCUUCUUUCUUUUCUUGAGAAAAUAUAUAGUUUAGUUUCUCUUUAGGAUUCCAAGAAAAUAUGAGCACCGUUUGUGCUGAGCAACACAAGCUCUACCCUUCUCACCCACUCUUUUCUCCCAAUAAAUCUUUCAAAGAUCUUGAUAUUCCUCCAAGAAAACUCCUUAGCAAGAAAACGUUUCAAGAAUCAUCUCCUGAUAUGUUAUCAUCCCCUUUUGAAUCCCAUCUCCACAAGUUCCUUCCCUGUAAUGACUUGAUCAGUAGUGAUAAUAACCAUGAUCAAAGAGGUUCAGAUGAUCAAGAUUUAGAUCCAUACUCUUCCGACCACUUCCGUAUGUAUGAGUUCAAGGUCCGCCGUUGCACUCGCAGCCGCAGUCACGACUGGACAGACUGCCCUUUUGCUCAUCCUGGCGAAAAGGCUCUCCGAAGGGAUCCCCGCAAGUAUCACUACUCUGGGGCGAUCUGUCCGGAGUUUAGACGUGGUGGAUGUAGCCGUGGGGAUUCCUGUGAGUUUGCUCAUGGUGUUUUCGAGUGCUGGUUACAUCCUUCUCGCUAUAGAACUGAAGCUUGUAAAGAUGGCAAGAAUUGUAAACGAAAGGUUUGCUUUUUUGCCCACUCUCCUCGACAACUGCGCAUUCUUCCUGAGGUUUCUUGCGGAGCUAUUAACAAGUAUGAUAAGCAUACCCAUUCCUGCUGCUUAGCUUGUCAUUCUGUGAUUUCUUCUCCUACUUCUACUUUACUAGGUAUGUCCCAUGUGUCACCACCAUUGUCUCCUUCCUUAUCACCGCCUUUAUCACCGGUGAAACAGCGAUCCUUAAGUGGGUUUUCACCUAUUUAUCGGUAUAAUGAUCGUUUGAGCAAACUCAGGUCUGGGAUCGUGAGCUAUAAAGAUGUGUUAACUGAGCUCAUGAGUUCUUUAGAGGCUAUGAAUUUCAGUGAAGCUGCAGCUGCCACUUCACCAGUUUCUGCAAGUACUAUUAAUAGACAUAUUAACGGUACUAUUCCUUGGAUUGAUAUUGCUUCUCUGAAUGGAGAAGAUUAUCAGCAACAACAGUUCAUUCUUUCACCUUCAACUCCAAAUGGGAGUUUUUUCAGUGGAGAUUGUUCUUCAAGCAACAAGGGAUUUAUUAACAAUGAUACUGAUCCUGACAAGAUUAAUAACAAUGGAGGAGUUGCUGAUCCUGAUAUUGGGUGGGUUAAUGAGCUUUUGAUGUAAGAGAAAGACGAGAUAUAACUUGCUGAUCCUGUUCUUGGUUCUUGGUUCUUGAUUCUUGGAUGAAGAUGAAGAUGAAGAUGAAGAUGAAGAUGAAGAUGAAGAUGAAGAUGCAUGGUUGAAUGUGUAUAUAGAGGCUCCUGGCACCAGCGGUAUAUAUAUAUAUAUAUAUAUGACCACUAUAUAUAUGAGAUUUGGUGUAAAUUAUUGGGUAUUAUUUGCUUUUUUAAUUUCUUUUAUUUUCAAGUUCUUGAUUUUUUGUUCUUGAUCUAUCUUCAUAUUGUCAAAAUUUUAAGUUUAUGGAGUUCUGUAUGUUUCUUGAAUUCUCUUGAAGAAGAAGCAACCUUUGAAUCUUUAAUGAUGUAAGAUGAAAUCAAUGGAAAUGAUCAAACCUUUUCUUUUGUUA
Ricinus communis (castor bean) is the source of this 1717-nucleotide messenger RNA. Its product is annotated as zinc finger CCCH domain-containing protein 2. Lineage: Eukaryota; Viridiplantae; Streptophyta; Magnoliopsida; Malpighiales; Euphorbiaceae. Gene Ontology annotation, molecular function: metal ion binding. The transcript has a single exon. The record is from RefSeq and is a predicted model, not a curated record. Bases 160 to 1314 code for a protein of 384 amino acids.